Messenger RNA from Callorhinchus milii (elephant shark), 1277 nucleotides. It is a transcript of the gene mrm2, whose product is annotated as mitochondrial rRNA methyltransferase 2. Gene Ontology annotation, cellular component: mitochondrion. Gene Ontology annotation, molecular function: rRNA (uridine-2'-O-ribose)-methyltransferase activity. NCBI's taxonomy places the organism in Eukaryota, Metazoa, Chordata, Chondrichthyes, Chimaeriformes, Callorhinchidae. The coding region runs from base 206 to 904 and encodes 232 amino acids. The transcript has 3 exons. The record is from RefSeq and is a predicted model, not a curated record. Gene Ontology annotation, biological process: RNA methylation.
CACAUACACAUACACACACACACACACAUACACACCCCACUUUGGCUGAAAUGGACUCAAAUGAAUCAAGUGAUGAAUGGAUGAAUUCAUUCAUUCAUCAUUUGAUUCAUUGACGGGUUAAUCGGAUCGAUGGUUGUGAUCCGGUUGACGCUGCGGGGCUGCCGGUAACUGUGAUCGUUGACGUUUGGAGAGAGUUCGGGACACCAUGAUCUCGAGGGCGAGUUGCCGCCUGUUCCACUCGACAGUGACAUGCCUCAGAAAGACACCGGCGGAGAAGAGGUGGGUGGCCCGGCAGCUGAGAGACCCUUUUGUGAAGGCUGCUCAGCGGGAAAACUACCGGUGUCGCAGCGCGUUCAAACUGCUGGAGAUCAAUGAGAAGCACAAGUUCCUGCGGCCUGGUGUCAAGGUGGUCGACUGCGGGGCAGCCCCAGGGGCCUGGAGCCAGGUUGCUGUUCACCAAGUCAAUGCCACGGGUGCCAACCCAGAGGCUCCGGUUGGCUUUGUGGUGGGAGUGGAUCUUUUGCACAUCUCCCCGCUGCCUGGAGCUGCGUUCCUGUCGCGCUCCGACAUCCUGGAGCCUGACGUCCAAGCCAGAAUCCAGCGGCUGCUCCUGGGGGGCGAAGCGCACGUUAUCGUGAGUGACAUGGCGCCUAAUGCCAGCGGGAUCCGGGAGCUGGACCAGGAGAGGCUGGUCGAGCUGUGCCGGGGGGUCCUAUGCUUGGCCGAGAAGGUCCUGUGUGCCGGGGGGACGCUGCUCUGCAAAUUCUGGGACGGGGCCGAGAGUAACCUGCUCCGAAACCGACUCACCGAGGCCUUCAGGGACGUCAAAACCGUCAAACCCCUGGCCAGCAGGAAGGAGUCGUCGGAGAUCUACUUAUUGGCAAAACACUACUACAAGCACUGAGCAUCCAGAGCAGACCAGGCAAUGGUGGGAAUAAUCUCUCUCCCCCCCAAAAAAUAAUCAUUAUUAUUAUAAUAUGAACUCUUCUGAAAAGCGCGAAGGAGGGAGCGUUUAUACUGAAGAUAAAACCGCUGCCGGAAACCUGUACAAUGGAUGAAAGAAAGGUUUCAGGAGCUCAGUGCAUUUUGUAUUCUCUUCUGUACACGUUAAGGCCUGGUUCAGAGCCAGAAAAGUUACCCGCUAGUGUGAAAAUGAACUGUAUGGACCCAGAGGAUCUGUGCUAACACCACUGGUUUCAGUUGGACUGAUGGUUAUCAUUUCUAUACACAUAUUUAUAUAUAACAUACAUGUAUUUUAUAUACUAAUAAAACCACAA